Molecule: messenger RNA, 6768 nt
Organism: Synchiropus splendidus (mandarinfish)
Lineage: Eukaryota; Metazoa; Chordata; Actinopteri; Syngnathiformes; Callionymidae
Gene: igsf9a
Product: immunoglobulin superfamily, member 9a
Exons: 22
Coding region: 244-4914 (1556 amino acids)
Biological process (GO): cell-cell adhesion
Molecular function (GO): protein binding
Source: RefSeq, a predicted model, not a curated record
GACGAGUUUUUCUCUUCUCCCUCAUGAACGAUUCCGAGCGCGUCCCAAACUUGCAGCAGGCUCCGGAUGAUAGCUGAGAGAGAAACGUCCUCUCAAGCCUCUCAUGCAUUCAAACGCCAGUAAUGAAGUUUCGUUGUGGAGACCAGAAGAAGAAAACUGACAGCAGCUUAUAUUCCAAAUUGGACGGAGGAGGAUUGCUACCUCGACCUACGGAGUAUGCAGCAGGUUGAAUAAGUGACAGCGAUGGGGUCAUCAGAAUCAAACCGCCAGUCCGUCACUUUGUUGGCUGCUUUCUGCCUCCUGUUAGCAGUGAUCUCAGAAGGAGCAGAGGUCCGUGGAACUAUUGGAGACGCAGUACAGUUGGAGUGCAGUCUUCGUGCUCCAGAGUUGAAGCAUGUGGUGGAGUGGGUCAGAGAGGGACUUGACAACCCUGUGCUUAUGAAGUUUGGCUCCCACGCUCCCCGUGUCCAUCCCAAAUAUGAAGGCCGAGUGUCUCUGGUGAAAAAUGCCAAUCUCAGGUUGGAGGCCUUGCAGCUGGAGGACCAGGGCCUCUACCAAUGUCAGAUCCUCCGGCUGGAUAAGUCCACAGAUGAGCCACAAAACAGUACUUGGAUACGUCUCUCUGUGACUGCCCCACCCACUUUUUCUAAAGCUCCACCCCCUGCCAUUGAGGGUGUUGUUGGAAGUGACCUGUCUCUAGAGUGUGAAGCAACUGGCAACCCUCCACCUACAAUCAGCUGGAGCAAGGAUGGCAGCAUCAUCGACAGUCGCCCUGAGAACGGUGUGUUACUUCUUAAAGCCGUGAACAUGCAGUCGGCAGGACAGUAUAGCUGCCAAGCUUCCAACUCGGAGGGAAGCACGACUGCCGUUACAAAAGUGAAGAUCAAAGGACCACCAGUCAUCCUCAUCCCUCCCAGGAACACCUCCCUCAACAUAUCGCAGGAUGCCCAGCUCCAGUGCCAGGCAGUCGCUGAUCCUCCGAACAUGACCUACGUGUGGCAGAAGGAACGAGAAAAUGUGUAUCACAGAGAGUCUCUGAAGUCACGGGUGAAAAUCCUGGUGGAUGGAACCUUACUAAUCUCAAGACUCACUCCGGAGGACUCUGGGAACUACACAUGCAUGCCGACCAACGGUCUGAUGACACCGCCGACUGCCUCGGCAAUCCUGACUGUCAUGCACCCAGCUCAGGCUUCUGGAAUGCCAGAGGAAACGUAUUUACCUGCCGGAAUGGAUGGGAGGAUCCACUGUCCUGCGGUGGCCCAGCCUCCGCUGCUCCGUGUGCUGUGGACCAAGGAUGGAGAACCUCUUGAUCUGUCCAUGUACCCAGGGUGGUCUGUGACCUCCAAAGGCUCCCUGAUCAUGGCCACAGUGAACGAUGACGCGGAAGGUAUUUACACCUGCACACCGUACAAUAGCUAUGGCAGCAUGGGGCCAUCAGGACCAACUAAAGUCAUCCUGCAGGAUCCCCCAACAUUCAGAACCCCUCCCAAGAAAGAGUACAGAGAGGAGGCAGGCAGGACCUUGCUCAUCACAUGUCAGGGAAGCCAGGACCCCACUACAAAAAUCAGCUGGAUUAAGGUGGAUGUGAACCGUCCCGUUUCUUAUUCCAUUGAACAAAAUGGCUCACUCCUGCUGCAGCCUCUCAUGAAAGAGCACCAUGGCCUGUGGGAGUGUUCCGCCGCCAACCGCGUGGCCUCUGUGAAAUCCAGCACACAAGUGUUGGUUCUGGGAACCAGCCCCCAUGCUGCAACAUCUUUGUCUGUCUCUCCUGGAGUCAGACAGGCCAACAUUUCUUGGGUGGCUGGCUUUGAUGGAGGAUCCGCUCAGACAUUUUCAGUUUGGGUGAAGAAGAUUUCAGAGAGCGGGGAUAAUGAUGAGAAGCCGGAGUGGUUCUCUGUGCCUGCUUUGCAGUCCACCAAACUUCUCGUGACAGGCUUGUCUCCCUCCACUGUCUAUCAGUUCAGCGUCCUGUCUCAAAACAAAAUGGGAACCGGACCUUUCAGCGAAAUAGCAUCCCUCCGCACCCUGGAUAACCCAAUGAAAAUAAGUAAACUCAAGCCACCCACUUCGCUGACUGCUUCGAUGAGUGCAGCAGGUGUAGUUCUGCAGUGGUCCCCGCCUCCAGCCCUUCACCCUCCCGUCACAGGCUUCCUCCUUCAGACUCGCACCAUCCAAGGGGAAUGGUUUAAUGUGGAUGAGGACAUCAGUGCCAACACUAGUGAGAUAAUUGUUCCAGGGUUGCACAAGGACAGCGUGUAUGAGCUGCGGCUUCUAUCUCGUUGCGGGGAGUUGCUGAGUGAGCCCAGUCCAUCAGUCAAUGUCUCAACCAUGGGCAUCGAGAUGAACCCCUCCACAUCAAGGCUGCUGGAGUUUGUCCCAGAGCCAUUACUUGCCGGUGUUCUUGGCGGCGUUGGCUUCAUGUGUUUGGCACUGUUCUUACUUCUGGGUUCAGCCUGCAUCAUCAACCACAAGCGGGACCGACGCAGAAAGAAAAAAGAUGAUACCCCUCGCGUCAUCUACAAUUGCUCUCCAUCCAUGAAGACGUCGGGCUUUGGCAGUGCAGACAGUGUGUUGAAGAAAAGCCUACUCCCAGCCAGCCCUCUCUAUCCCACCAUAUCAUCCACUGCCUCCUCGUCCACCUCCUCAAAGACUGAUUGUUCCUCUUUCAGUGCAGAGGAUUGUCACCAGAGGAAGAAUCACCAGCUCAAACACAGCCAUGGGUGUCUCUCUAGGACGUCCUCCACCCCUCUAUCUCCCUCGGUUGAGCUGAUCUCCCGUGGCCCUGAUGGACGCUUUGUACUCCCGCCAUAUGAGGAUACAUUGAGCAUUCACAGAAAAAAGUCGGCAAGCAUCAGGAGGUCCAUAUCGGUGUCAUCAGAGUGGCGGGAACAGAAAGAUCUGCCGUUCGUCCUCUCUGUUGACCUGCCACCAUGUAAAUCCACUGGGAAGCAUUCGACAAGCCAGGCGGAUCAAGUUUCCUUGCGUCAGUCCUGCUGUAGCCCAGAUUUUUCGGAGCAGAGGGAUGACUACACCAGCAUUAACAGUAUGCGCUCAAGUUUGUCCAACUUUCCCCCAAAAGCUCCAGAGUUUGCUCCCAGUUUUCCAGUGCUGCCACACAUUCGAUCUGGCUUUGGACAGCAGUCAACAACCGCAAGUGCCCUGGUGCUCCAAAUGGAGCACGAGCGUGAGAGAGGGAACCUAAGCCGCUGCCUUAAACUUGCCCAGGAAAGAGAGGAACUAGAGAGGGAACUCCAGAGGCUGAAUCUGCAUCACGGUGCAGAGAGAGAAAUAAAUGAGGAGGCAGAGUCAGGAGAAGAUGAAGUUCGGAGGCCUGUGUGGGAAUAUAAAAGCAGCACAUUACCUCAGAGAUACCAGCCUUGCACCAAUGAGACUACCUUUUCUUCACCUGCUGUCCCCUGGGAUGCCAGUGCUCAUGUCUCCUCUCCUUCUGUGAUCCCUGUCAGGACAACGUCUAGUCCCACACGCGUUCACCCUGGUAAACACCAGCGCGCCCCGGCUUUUAUCAAACAGACACCUCUCCGUUCGGAGGAGGCGCACAGUUUUUCCAAAGACACAUUAACUCUCCCUCGUGUCUCUUCAAAGCACCCAAGACAUGAAAGUGAGGAGGCAGUGCUGCAUGAUAACUCACAGCAAUCCACAUCCUCGGAAAUGCAAACGAGUGAUUCAUGCACUGAAGUGUGGAGACAGAACUAUGCAUACGGUGACAGUAACUCAGCAUUGUGUUUCCAUGACAGUGCAAGUACGGGAAGACCCAAGUCAGCUCUUGAUACCGUGUCAGGCACCUUAGAUGGAGAGACGCCUGGGCAAAACAGUGAUGAGGUGUUCGUUGAAAUGAGUGUCGAUGAACCAGAAUUUGAGGAACUGCAACCUAACAAGCACAUGUUGCACCAAAGAAUUGCCUCUCAUGUGCAACAUGGCCAUCCUCUGAGUCGAAGAGGCCACUUUAAGGACGUGAAGAGGAGCAAGAGUUGUCACUCUGAUGCCCCUGUAUCUGUGGAUUGUUCCCUUCUCCGAGAUGUAGGCAGAGGUGUGUGUGGAGCUUAUGACUCUAAGCAUAGGAGUCAUAGUUUAGAUUUGCGGAGAAAAAAAGGGCAGCAUUUCUUGACUCCUGAUGCAUGGAUAGAUUCUCUUAACCAAGCAUGUGCCAGGUCUGUAUGUCAUCUGGACAAUGCAUACAUGGAAUCGCAAAGAUUCUCCACCCCCUCGAACGCCAAAGUCAUAUGUUCCCCCAAUGAAGAUGACCAAUCCUUAAUGGGUAGCAUGGAAAGGCCUACUGAAAUUCCUGAGGUUUGCAGCUACCAGCUUCCAAGAGAGGCAUUCAUCGUUCCUAAUCCAGCAAAAUCUGCUCUUCAUCAGAACAAGGCUAUUUGUUACCUUGAGGACACCGAAGAAUCCGCCAGAUCUCUUCUUGAGGACAAUGUCCUGAACUCUGAACAGAAAGCACUGCAAGUUGAGGAGGGAGGCUAUGACGUGGCCGAGUCAGGAAGCAGUUACAGCAGCUAUGCCAGCAGUGGUCGAGGCAGCAUGGCGCCCACUAACGGUCGCUUGUCCAUCUGCAAUCUUCCGACAUCCUCCACCAGUUCCCCAGUGACUGUGGAAGAGAGCCAGCAAAACACUGAGGACAAGUACAGGCAUCAGGCACAGCAAAGCCAAAGGAAACGUUCUGUUGAUGAAAACUAUGAAUGGGACGACACAGACUCCCUCGCUCAGUCCAAGGACGCAAAAGAUGGGCUCCUUCCUCUAUUGAAUCUUCAGAAGUCGACACUGUGCUCCAGCCUUCCCAGCAUGCCGUUUUCCACCAAAGCGCUGGAAAAUUGCAGUCGGUUCUCCAUCCUCCCUGGGCAUCAGAGCAGCCGCUCUGCUGAACCCGAACUGGACACUGUGCUGUUCUGACAGCGGCAGCUUGAGGCCCAUCUCACCUGGAGGGACGGAACAAUGGCAUCCAGCAGUUGUUACACCGGCUGGCGGCGCCCCCAAGGUCGCUGUCCCCAAAACAGCACUCGGCGAAAUGAAGGCUCGCAGAUGAUGAUGGCAGGUUACUGACCGGCACGCCGCUGCAUUCAGUCAACGUUCAAUGAGCGGCGCUAUUUUAUCGCAGAGUAGAGAUGAGACGUCAAUCUAAAGAGGAGUUCUGGUUGUGUAAAUAUUGUAUUGAAUAUACUAUAGCAAUGUCCAUGCCUUUUUUUUAACCCUCCUCUGUGGAUCAUCUGUCUUCCUGUUCACCACCAAGAAUUCAUUCUGGACCUGAAAAAUAACUUUGGUAACAGACAAUUCAUGUUAAUAAAAUAAUUACUUGCUUCAGUACUUCAUAUUGCUAAUGCACCUAUGAAUAAGUAGUUUAUUCAUAGUAUUCAUGUUUCCGAAUCUUUAGUGUAACCAGAAUUUCAAUGUUUACGUGAGGUUUUUGUUUACUUAAGGAAAUGUAUUUGGUUCUAAAAAUUUGGACCGGUAAAUAAAACAUGACCUGAGAUGUCAUGAACAAAAAAAUAAAUCGAUAAAAAAAUAGAAGAAUGAUAAAUCUACGUAGACCUUUUGGUGAUCACCAUAAUUUGUUUGUUUGUUUCACACACACGCACACAAAAACACUUACCUAGAAGCACAUGUUUGUCCAAUAACAUCAGCAACACAGGAAAAGAGUGUUGUUUUUAUAUAUAACAAGAAUGCGGUGAGCCAAGGUGAGAGAGUCCAAGAUAACAUGAGCACUGUCUGACAUCUAAUACAGGCUUGGAGAAGACAAAUGAAAAGUGAGGUGCUUGAAUCAAUUGUACGUCGGAGUGAAAUAAAAUCUAAAAGAGCUUGUCGAGAGAAAGCUCACAGGAAAAAAAAGAGUGUGAGCUGGCCAGGAGUGUAUCAUGGAGAUUUGAAGUGGGGCGAUGUACAAAUCCUAACUCCUUUAAAGUGGAGGAUGCAAAUGCUGCCACUGACUUUUGAAGAGCCAAGCUCCUUUCAAGAAAAAGAGUAGCGCUCUCGCAAAACAGGAGGCAGCCAAACGGAAUAAAACUGAGUAAGACAAGCUGAGUAUUGUUUCUUGAAACCCACAGAUAUGACAUUAAAAAGUAUCACCGUAAUCUUGUUUAAUGUCAUUUAAGGACCUCCAUUGUGUCGGGAAUGAGCAGUAACCAUGGUAACCGCAGCGUUAUGCAAACUCAAUUGAGGUUAAAUUAGCCGUGGUUGGGUUGAGCAUUAAAAAGAACAGUUCUCCUCCGAAGGUUUGGAUUCUUAAUCUCAAGUGGGAGGGCUGUGGGUGAUGAAUAAAUCCACUGUGGAGCGCUUUCAUAGAUAUGGAACAUGCAGAAGCACAGGCUAAAUGAUGCAAAACGAUGUUGAUUUUUGAAAAAUGAAUAAAUUCACCUUUUCACUGUGGCUCCAUCGGCGUUUACAAGCGUCUCUGCUAUCCGACUGAAUAAAAUGGCUCAUCGAUCAGAAGGAUAUACAUGUGCACCUGCUUUUAAUAGUGGUAUAAAAAUGUUGAAUUGUUUCCUGCAUUGUCUUUUUAAUACAAUGCUGAUGUUUUUUUUUUGUUUUUUUUCUGAGACACAAAUGGUUUAAAAGGGAUCUGCGCCCUUCUGGGCUUCAGUUUGAAUGAACAGGCUCAUAUUUAUUUCCCCCCGUGUGACAUUGAUUAAAUUGUAUUUUUUACUUUGGGUUUUAUGAAAUAUGAAGCUGUGUACAGAGUCCUAAAAUGUAUUUCUUUGUUUUAUGUGUAGUGUUCAGAUUUAAAUAAUCUAAUAAAAAAGUACAGACACA